AUGCCUGGUCGUUAUUAUCAUCAAUUAGAGACACGAUCAAAGUCAUUAUUCGAACAAAAUGAGGUUAUCAAGAAACAGGAGGAAAAAUUUUCAGUAUUGGACGAUUCAGCGGCGGAAGCAAUUGGAACACAAAUAAUGAUUGAGUGUGCAGCAUUGUUGAUUUUCGUUUGGCUCUCAAUGUCCGGGUCGAAAGGAAAAUCAUUACCGUCAGAGAAUAAGAGACUCAAGGAACUCGACGAUUUUAAAAAUUGGAGAAAAGAAAUGGAACGAAAAGUUGAAGAACAGAGGGCAACAAUUCAGGAGUUGCGCACACUUCUGCGUUAGCUAUGCCAAAAAGAAGUAGAAAAAAACUCUUUUCGAGAGUCGAAAGGCGCCUGUAAAACGAGACAAGAAAAUGAUACUUGAAAGUUACCUCACAAACACACAAGACUGUCAUAAACUAUUAACUUUUCCGGAAGUCUUUAUCCAACGGCUUGUUUCCCCUCUCUCUCUCUCUCUCUCUUUUGGAAAAUUCACAUUCCUUUUCGGGCAAUAAUCAUAAUAAUAA
This is a messenger RNA of Leptopilina heterotoma, 547 nucleotides long. RefSeq lists its product as uncharacterized. The record is from RefSeq and is a predicted model, not a curated record. The transcript has 2 exons. NCBI's taxonomy places the organism in Eukaryota, Metazoa, Arthropoda, Insecta, Hymenoptera, Figitidae. The coding region runs from base 1 to 324 and encodes 107 amino acids.